AUGACUGAAAUAUCUUCUGGAAAAAAAUCAUUUGAUGGCAUUCCGUUUGAUAUUAUACUUGCUAUAAAAAUUCUUAAGGGAAAUAGACCAGAAUUUGGUAAAGGAACUCCAAAAUGCUAUGUGAAAUUGGCCAAAAGAUGUAUGGAUUCUGAUCCAAAUGAACGACCAACUGCUACAAUUAUCAGCUCAAGAAUCGUCGCUUGGAUUGAUGAGAUGGAACAGAAGGAUGAAAAGGAACAGAAGGAUGAUUAUGAUAUCAAAAAACAAUUCUUAAAAGCUGAUAAAUUAAUACCAAAAAUCGAAACACCGACUUAUCCAAGCCAUAUUUAUACGAGCAAACUGAUUGACACAAAAGAGAUAAACAAAGCUUUAAACUAA
Messenger RNA from Cetraspora pellucida, 378 nucleotides. NCBI's taxonomy places the organism in Eukaryota, Fungi, Glomeromycota, Glomeromycetes, Diversisporales, Gigasporaceae. The record is from the annotation of a GenBank genome assembly.